Messenger RNA from Scaptodrosophila lebanonensis, 1884 nucleotides. RefSeq names its product sodium channel protein Nach (gene ppk23). Gene Ontology annotation, biological process: sodium ion transmembrane transport. The record is from RefSeq and is a predicted model, not a curated record. The transcript has 8 exons. Lineage: Eukaryota; Metazoa; Arthropoda; Insecta; Diptera; Drosophilidae. Gene Ontology annotation, cellular component: membrane. Bases 14 to 1708 code for a protein of 564 amino acids. Gene Ontology annotation, molecular function: ligand-gated sodium channel activity.
UCCUGAAAAGAAAAUGCCGCCAGAGAAAGCCGCACGCCUGAUGUCCAAGCAUCGUCUAAUCGAAACUCUGGUCAUCUUUCGGCGCAGUUUAAUUUAUCAGACGAAGGAGUUCUUUCAAAAUUCGACCCUACAUGGCGUGCGUUACAUUGCGGAGACGGGUCGUCCCAUUGGCGAGAAGUUCAUGUGGUUUUGCUUCACAUCGAUUGGUGCCGUCACGGCGCUGGUCAUCAUCAUGAGCCUGUGGGAGAAAUUCCAAACGAAUCCAACAAUAACGGGCUUGGAUACCGACUUCCACAAUCAGAAUGUCGUCUUUCCCACAACCGUCGUCUGUCCAGAGGCGGCAUUCGAUCAUGAAAAGUCCUUUGACGUUGUCUACAAGACCUUGGCGAACUAUGAUGAGACCAAGGCUCUGCUUUUUACCCCAUUCAUGGACCUACUUACGACGCUAAAUUUUGACAACAUCAAGGAUGCCGAAAUGCUGGCGGAACCGAUGCCAUUUGAGCAGCUUCAGGAGCGCACCAUACGCGAAUGGGCCUUUCAGGCGCACGUCAGUUGCGAGAGCACCUUGGUGUCCUGCAAGUACAGGGACGAGGAUAUCAACUGUUGUGCCCACUUCGAGCCCAUCUACACGGAGCACGGUUUCUGUUAUGCCUUCAACAGUCGGUUCAGAUCUUUGGAGGAUCAUGACGAAAAGACUGGCGCGCCCCAUGAUCUCUACGAAACUGACAAAAAGUGGGCUCUGUUCUUUGUUCCCAAUGGCACAUCGCGUAUUUUCAUUUUCUCGAAUGAGGAAUACUUUGGCGCCGAUUUCAAUGCACAGAUCGAUUGGUCCGAGAGCCAAUUAGUUGAGGUGCGCAUAUCCAAGAAGAACACCUAUACGACGGACGAUGCCCGGCAGUUGUCCAUCGGCCAGCGUAAGUGCAUCUUUAGCGAUGAGGUCAAGCUGAGCUACUUCCCCGAUGCGUACACCUUCUCGUCCUGCAUGAAGCAAUGUCGCAUGAACAAGGCCAUCAAACUCUGCAAAUGCAAUCCGCCCUUCUAUAAGCCCAUAACCAAUGUACCCAUGUGCACGGUGAAGGACUUUGGCUGCUUGCAUGAGUAUAGGAUAAAUAUUACCAACAUCAAUGAUUGCCUGCAAUGCGAGCUCAGCUGCUCGAAGACGGUGUUCAACAUUGACAAGCUCAUCAAAAUUCUGGAUCGCCCCGAGAGUCCUGGUGUGUUGGUUGAGUUUCUCACUUGGCCCAUUAUUCGGUACAAACGUGAGGUGCUCUUCGGUUGGGUGGAUCUGCUGGUGUCGUUUGGUGGCAUAGCCAGUUUAUUUCUGGGAUUCUCUUUGCUCUCCGGUGUGGAAAUCAUAUACUACUUUACACUACGCGCCUGUUGUAUGGUGUACAAGAAUCGGCAAGAGCUAUACGAAAUAGAGCAACGCAUACGCCACGAACCGCCGCCCGCCAUUGAUCUACAGUUGAAGCUCAAGUCCCACUCCAAGAUAGAGCCCCAGCCCUCGUCCGCCAUAAUGGAGGUUAAGCCCGCCCCCUUAGGGGGCGGCACUCAACUGCAGAAUUCUCAGUCCCGUCAGCGUAGGAACGACAAGGACUAUUUUAAUUAUUCCAAAGGCCUCUACCGAUCACCGAAAGUUUUACCCGCCCAUGGUUAUACGAACAUGAACGAUAAAUGGCAAUACAAUCAUUCGCAAUACUUGCCAUGAAGUCAUUCUUAGAUUAAAAGCCGCUUCAAGCAGUCGAUAUUACGAUAUCGGAAAAACCAAUUAAAAAAUAUGCUAUUAAUUUUUUUUUUUCUCCUAAGGACGCUCAGUGCACUACCCAAGAAGCUUACUAAUACAUAAAAAACAGCAUACUAUAUUCCAAAAAAAAAGGGAACAGA